Brenthis ino (lesser marbled fritillary) is the source of this 1248-nucleotide messenger RNA. The record is from the annotation of a GenBank genome assembly. NCBI's taxonomy places the organism in Eukaryota, Metazoa, Arthropoda, Insecta, Lepidoptera, Nymphalidae.
AUGGACCGAAGUAUUGCGGACUUUUAUGAUGGACAAUCAAUUUUUAUAACUGGAGGUACAGGAUUUCUUGGAAAGGUACUCGUAGAAAAGUUACUGUAUAGCUUUUCCGGAAUUAGUAAAAUUUAUCUUCUAAUGCGACAAAAGUGUGAUGCUGAUAUACAUAAAAGUCUUCAAGAUAUGUUGGAAAAACCGUUAUGGCAUGUAUUUUUACGACUGAGAAAUGAAAAACCACAGUCUUUAAAUAAAAUUAUACCAAUUAUCGGUGAUAUUUCUGAACCAAAACUUGGAAUUAACGAAGCAGAUGAAAAAAUGUUAAUAGAAAACGUAUCAAUAGUGUUCCAUGCGGCUGCUACGGCUUUUGUUUAUGUGUCUACUGCGUUCAGUAACGUCAACAGAAAAUUUAUAGAAGAGGUGAUAUAUCCAGCUCCAGCUUCAUUAGAAGAAGUUGAAAAUUUAAUAAAAGCUGGCAUCACUAAAGAUGAAGUUCAACGUCUUAUAAGUACUAAAGAAAGAAUAAACACAUACUUAUUUUCGAAAGCAAUUGCUGAGUCCAUGGUGGCCCAAAACCAUGACACCAUACCAAAAAUAAUAGUUCGACCAUCAAUAAUAACAUCGAGUAAAGUAGAACCUUUAGUUGGUUGGAUAGACACUUGCCUUGGGGUGCCUUCGCUUAUGAUUGCAAUCGGUAAGGGCCUGAACCGAGUCCUGCUCGGAAACCCUAAUAAUUGUGUAGAUCUUAUACCAGUUGAUUACGUAUCAAAUCUCAUCGUCGUUGCCGCUGCAAAGGGUACGAGGUCGGAAGAUGUCGCAGUAUAUGGGAGUUGUACAAGUGAAAUAAAUCCUAUUACGAUGAAGAGUCUCAUAGAUAUGUGCAUAACUGAGACCGUCAAACAUAAAUGGAAUGACCUACCUAUGCCUUUCUGCUUUUAUACAAGAUCUAAGUGGCUUGUAACAACCAUCACAUUUUUAAUACAAAUUAUUCCAGCAUACAUAGCUGAUAUGUUUUUAUGGAUUAUUGGAAAAAGAAAAAGAUAUUUAAAAUUACAAUCCACAGUGACUUUAGUUCGCAAUGCUUUAGAAAAUUGUACAAAUAAUAGCUGGGUGAUUAGUGCAGCGAAGUCUAGAGCUUUGUACCACAGUUUGUCCCCAUCGGAAAGAGAACAAUUUCCCUUUGACCCUGCGGACAUCGAUUGGAAGGAAUAUAUACCUAGUUACUGCGCUGCUAUCGGAAAAUUUUGGUUAAACAAA